Coregonus sp. 'balchen' is the source of this 34226-nucleotide messenger RNA. The record is from the annotation of a GenBank genome assembly. NCBI's taxonomy places the organism in Eukaryota, Metazoa, Chordata, Actinopteri, Salmoniformes, Salmonidae.
AUGGAGGAGAGGCCUCACACCAGGUGAUUACCAUGACAAUCACAAGUCAUACCCACUGAAAUGAUGAUAGAGAAGACAAGAAUAUACAGUGACCUCUCUGUCUUAAAGGGAAUGGUUUCAGAUAGUUGUAUUCGAGCUAUGGAUUCUCUCACCUUUUAGUGACCAUCCCUUUUAUUAUUCCAAUUGGUUGAUUGGUAUAGGUUGGGGUAGGCAGCUCACUCCAGAUGAUUAUCAUGACAGUCAAACCUCAUACAUUUACAUUUACAUUUUAGUCAUUUAGCAGACCCACUGACAUUAUGAUGGAAAAUAAUAUACUGUGACCUCUCUGCCUUAAAGGGAAGGGUCCAGUGCUGUAUCUGAGCUAUGACUUUCUCUCACCUUUCAGUGACCAGCCCUUUAUGGUUUUCAAAGCUACAGUCUGGUAUCUUGGAAACAGUUCAAUGGUCAUUUUAGUUUAUUUAUAUAUACAUAUAUAUACAGUAUAUAUAUAUAUAUAUAUAUACAGGUAAAAGUCAGUAAAUUAGAAUAUUUUGAAAAACUUGAUUUAUUUCAGUAAUUGCAUUCAAAAGGUGUAACUUGUACAUUAUAUUUAUUCAUUGCACACAGACUGAUGCAUUCAAAUGUUUAUUUCAUUUAAUUUUGAUGAUUUGAAGUGGCAACAAAUGAAAAUCCAAAAUUCCGUGUGUCACAAAAUUAGAAUAUUGUGUAAGGGUUACAUUUUGAAGACACCUGGUGCCACAAAAUAAUCAGCUGAUUAACUCAAAACACCUGCAAAGGGCUUUAAAUGGUCUCUCAGUCCAGUUCUGAAGCCUACACAAACAUGGGGAAGACUUCAGAUUUGACAGCUGUCCAAAAGGCGACCAUCGACACAUUGCACAAGGAGGGAAAGACACAAAAGGUUAUUGCAGAAGAGGCUGGCUGUUCUCAGAGCUCUGUGUCCAAACACAUUAAUAGAGAGGCAAAGGGAAGGAAAAACUGUGGUCAGAAAAAGUGUACAAGCGAUAGGGAUCACCGCGCCCUAGUCAAGAUUGUGAAAAAAAACCCAUUCAAAAAUGUGGGGGAGAUUCACAAGGAGUGGACAGCUGCUGGAGUCAGGGCUUCAAGAUCCACCACCAAGAGACGCUUGAAAGACAUGGGUUUCAACUGCCGCAUACCUCGUGUCAAGCCACUGUUGACCAAGAAACAGCGCGAAAAGCGUCUCACCUGGGCUAAGGAAAAAAAGAGCUGGACUGCUGCUGAGUGGUCUAAAGUCAUGUUUUCUGACGAAAGCAAAUUUUGCAUUUCCUUUGGAAAUCGAGGUCCCAGAGUCUGGAGGAAGACAGGAGAGGCACAGGAUCCACGUUGCCUGAAGUCUAGUGUAAAGUUUCCACCAUCAGUGAUGGUUUGGGGUGCCAUGUCAUCUGCUGGUGUCGGUCCACUCUGUUUCCUGAGAUCAAGGGUCAACGCAGCCGUCUACCAGCAAGUUUUAGAGCACUUCAUGCUUCCUGCUGCUGACCUGCUCUAUGGAGAUGGAGAUUUCAGGUUCCAACAGGACUUGGCGCCUGCACACAGCGCAAAAUCUACCCGUGCCUGGUUUACGGACCAUGGUAUUUCUGUUCUAAAUUGGCCAGCCAACUCCCCUGACCUUAGCCCCAUAUAAAAUCUGUGGGGUAUUGUGAAAAGGAAGAUGCAGAAUGCCAGACCCAACAACGCAGAAGAGUUGAAGGCCACUAUCAGAGCAACCUGGGCUCUCAUAACACCUGAGCAGUGCCAGAAACUCAUCGACUCCAUGCCACGCCGCAUUAAUGCAGUAAUUGAGGCAAAAGGAGCUCCAACCAAGUAUUGAGUAUUGUACAUGCUCAUAUUUUUCAUUUUCAUACUUUUCAGUUGGCCAACAUUUCUAAAAAAUCCCUUUUUUGUAUUAGCCUUAAGUAAUAUUCUAAUUUUGUGACACACGGAAUUUUGGAUUUUCAUUUGUUGCCACUUCAAAUCAUCAAAAUUAAAUGAAAUAAACAUUUGAAUGCAUCAGUCUGUGUGCAAUGAAUAAAUAUAAUGUACAAGUUACACCUUUUGAAUGCAAUUACUGAAAUAAAUCAAGUUUUUCAAAAUAUUCUAAUUUACUGACUUUUACCUGUAUAUAUAUAUAAAACUUUAGGAACACCUGCUCUUUCCAUGACAAAAACUGACCAUGUGACUCCAGAUGAAAGCUAUGAUCCCUUCUUGAUGUCACUUGUUAAAUCCACUUCAAUCAGUGUAGAUGAAGGGAAGGAGACAGGUUAAAGAAGGAUUUUUAAGCCUUGAGACAACUGAGACAUGGAUUGUGUACGUGUGGGGUAUGGUUGUAGAUGCCAGGCGCACCGGUUUGAGUGUAACUGCAACACUGCUGGGUUUUUCACGCUUAACAGUUUCCCUUGUAUAUCAAGAAUUGUCCAUCACCCAAAGGACAUCCAGCCAACUUGACACUGUGGGAAGCAUUGGAGUCAACAUGGGCCAGCAUCCCUGUGUAAUGUUUUUGACACCUUGUAGAGUCCAUUCCCCGACAAAUUGAGGCUGUUCUGAUGGCAAAAGGAGGUGCAACUAAAUAUUAGGAAAGUCUUCCUAAUGUUUUGUACACUCAGUAUAUAUAUAUUGAACAAAAAUAUAAAUGCAACAAUGAGCAAUUUCAUAGAUUUUACUGAGUUAUAGUUCAUAUAAGCAAAUCAGUCAAUUCAAAUAAAUAAAUUAGGCCUAAUCUAUGGAUUUCAUAUGACUGGGCAGGGGUGCAGCCAUGGGUGGGCCUUGGAGGGCAUAGGCCCACCCACUGGGGAGCCAGGCCCAGCCAAUCAGAAUAAGUUCUUCCCCACAAAGGGGCUUUAUUACAGACAGAAAUACUCCUCAGCAACGCCCCCGCUGAAACGAUCCCGCAGGUGAAGAAGCCGGAUGUGGAGGUCCUGGGAUGGCGUGGUUACACGUGGUCUGCGGUUGUGAGGCCGGUUGGACGUACUGCCAAAUUCUCUAAAACAACGUUGGAGGCAGCUUAUGGUAGAAAAAUGAACAUUCAAUUCUCUGGCAACGGCUCUGGUGGACAUUCCUGCAGUCAGCAUGCCAAUUGCACGCUCCCUCAAAACUUGAGACAUCUGUGGCAUUGUGUUUUAAAGUGGCCUUUUAUUGGCCCCAGCACAAGGUGCACCUGUGUAAUGAUCAUGCUGUUUAAUCAGCUUCUUGAUAUGCCACACCUGUUAGGUGGAUGGAUUAUCACUAACAGGGAUGUAAACAAAUCUGUACACCAAAUUUGCGAGAAAUAAGCUUUUUGUGUGUAUGAAACAUGGGACCAACACUUUACAUGUUGCAUUUAUAUUUUUGUUCAGUGUAUAUAGUUCCAAUGGUCCAGUUAGAUAGAGCAUGGUGGAUGUGUAACACAUGGGGAUGUGUGAAACUUACUCCUCAACCUGAAUUUCCCCACUUGCGCCAGCGAAUAGCUAACUUUUCACGUGGCGCCGACUAGUAAGACAAGGCGGUCACGUGUGCUAGCAAGGCAGAGGUCCUCUGUGUGAGCUGAAUCAGGAGGUGGUACUCGCUAAGCAAGCAGCGUGAUGUCCUUUACACUUGCAACACCAGGGUUGUGGGUUUGAGUCCCUGCAAGGACCACAUACUGUGAAAAUCAAUGAUAUAUUUUCCGUAUUUCACUUUGGAUAAACCCACCUGCUAAAUCAUUAUUAUUAUACAUUUCCCAUUUCUAUAGCCUUUUAAAUCCCUCAAGAUGUUUUAUUGCACAUUGUGUCAGUGAAGGUUUGCAGAGAAGGUAUCUUAUUCAUUUUCUGAAUAUAUUCAUUGCAUUGUAAUCCUGGAAAUGGUUUAUCAGUUAGUCUGGCCCAAUGUAUUGUCUGGCUGUGUUGUAUAUAGAGCUGUGGUCUAAGUAGAUUGAUUGUGUAGAUGACCUUGGGUUGUCUAGCCAGCAACCACCACAUAAUCCUAUAAAGAGAAGUGGAACAAUCAAAGCAUCAAGAGGAUAAAGAGCCUGACCUUACACACACACAGUGUCUGCACCCACGACCUCUCUGAUUCACUAGGGUGAAAUAAUUACAUCCGUGGUUACACAUAAUUACAUCCCCCGGAGUGCGGGGAAUGUCAUCACGAUUGGUUCCACUUCCUAGUUUCGUAGCUCAGGCCUUUGUGGCAGUGUGUACCAUAUUAUAUCAAAGGUUAAAAUUAUAGUCUAGACGGUAGGAAGUCUGGGAGUCUGAACAGCACAAAGGCAGUAUAUAUUUUGGGUCAGUGCUUGAAAAAGGACAUUAUUGAAUGUAUUAGCCUAAGCUAGGCAGGCAAAGUAUGCUGCCUCUGCUAGCACAGGAAGCUAUAGGGCAGAGAGAAGGAUGCUUCCUUCAUGAUGUGAAUGGAGACUGGGCUCAGCUAAAUAGUAAGCGUUCCUCGCUCUCUUGUUAUUGGGGCUUUUAUCGAUAGUGUACUACCCCAUCUCUUUUUCCCCUCACUCUAUCUCUCACUACCUUUUACUCCAGUCGCUCUCCCGUUAUUAUUACAUGCCACUACUGUAUUUUCUCUAAUCCUUAAUAUAUCUCUUCUCUCUCUCUCUCUCGCUCUCCUCUCUCUCUCUCUCUCUAUCUCUCUCCUCUCUCUCUCUCUCUCUCUCUCUCCUCUCUCUCUCUCUUCCUCUCCUCUCUCUCUCUCUCUCCCUCUCUCUCUCCUCUCCUCUCUCUCUCUCUCUCUUCCUCUCUCUCUCUCCCUCUCUGUAGAUAGUGGAGUGAUCUCUGGGUGCGUCAAUCUACAUCUGUGCUAGGGCGGAAGAGGAUGGACAUCCUCCUCCAAACUGGACAACAGCACCACCAGCGACACCCGCCGCCUGGAUGAACUCAGCUCGGCCAUCAACAGGUACGGUCUGGAUAGAGUGGUGGGCGUAGGACGGGCUCUUCUCGCAUGUACCUUCCUUGUCUACCCUUUUUCUCAUUCACUCUUUCCUCCUCUCUUCUUGCCCGUUCUCCUCUAUGCUCUUGCUUGUUUCCUCGUCCGUUUUUUCUCCUCUUCUUCCUCCUUUUAUUUUUUUAUGUUUCCUUCUCUCUUGUCACUCUCCUCAUAUCUCCUUCUCUCCUCUUUUGGCUGCCAGGUAGUCCUGUCUGCUCUCAGCAGCUUUACUAUUUGAUAGAGGAAACAGGGUUUUCUGACCUUGUCUCUACCAUCUUCCCAGCACAGAUCCUCUUUCAGUCCCUCUGUACCGCCAAUAUCCAAUUUGACUGUCUGUACUCUCUAUUCAAUCCCUUUUACGGCAUUUCACAUGGAACUUCUAAUGGUCAGGUUAAAAUCUGUGGAAGAUACAGAAAGAUACACAUACAAGAGAUACAUGCAAAGAAUCUAUCAUUCAUUUUCUUUUUUUAAAGGAGAUUUGAACAUCCUUUCAUACUUGUAUUGGUUUUUCGAUAGGACAGUGACAGGACAGACAAUGAAAGAGGAAUGACAGGUAGGAAGGCCAAGGGCACAUACAGUGGGUUGAACCAAAGCUCGAACCCUGUUGCCAUGGGUCAUGCAUGCAUGUGGUCCAGGAGCCGGGAGUGUUACCGCUCGAUCAGACUCCGGCACUAGAAUCCCUAAUUUCUAUAGCCACCAGAAUCAGGCCUCGUUAAAUAAUCCCAGACGAACGCUUCUGUUCAGCCCUGCAUGUGAAAAUGGGAGAGGAAGGUGUGAUUAAUAUUGUCUGGCGCAGGUGUUAACUUGAAUCAAUGUCUGGUAAUGUUCUUCUCUGGCGUAAAGACUGUGUCACUCUACCUACAGAUGUAGGAUUUACAUUUCAGCCAGAUUUCUACAACAGGAAAAUAUUCCUGCAGCAACAAGAAAUGUGAGUUAUUAUGUGGAUUAUAAUUAACCCCCUAGAGUCGAUUGACGCACCAUAAUCUAAAUUACAUAACAAAAAAAUCUAAGUCUGUCAGUUUGAGCUAAAGAUAUCUGGGGUUUUUUUUCAUUGGAUGUGUCUCAAUCCACCACAUCCGCCAGUGUCCCACUUCCGCAUCUGCGGUGAAAGGUGGCAGAGCUAGAGCGGUGUUUGUUAGACCAUGAGACAUCAAAUCUUCUCUCGUAAACGUCUGUAGUGUACAAUAAAAUAAAACAAUUGUUAAAUACACUGUACACUGUACCGUUCAAGAUAGGGAAUUAUGUAAAAUAAUUAGUAUUCAAUUUUCCAUUUAUAGUAUUUUAUAAAUAGAUAAGCCGGCAUUAGAAGAAAGGAUAACUAGCAAAAUAUAAUAUAUAAUAUUAAUAUAAAUAUAACUAAUUGGAACACAAAAGUAAUCAAUCAACAUAGUGGAGAUAAAAACAUAGCAAACAGAAGACAUAGAAGGCGCAGUAUGUGGGGAUAUGUGUGGAUGUAUUGUGAUGGAAGGUGUGGUGUGUGUUUUUGUGUUUGGAAAAGUGUGGCAUUAAGUGAGUGAGAAAGGAAAUGGUUGCAUAUCCCAGAACCAAUGUGUAUCUGUGAGCAGGGGUUGUGAGAGAGAGCUUUCAAUUUUGUGCAGAUGAGGGAUAUACAUAUAUAUAUAUAUAUAAAAAAAUGUUUUAUUGUCCUAUCAUGAUGGAACGGUCCCAAACCCUAUACCCUAGACACCCACCUGAGCGACCCAUACACCAAAGAGAAGUUCCUAUCUGUUUUAUGUUCCUGCUGUAAGUUGCCUAUAUGCAGCCAAAACAUAAAGAUAAAUGUGGUCAGAGACCUACUAGAGCAGCACCGCCCCCUCAAGAAUCUGAGCCUGCCCGGCAGGGUUGGUCCUACAAAGCCAGAGCCCCCUGAUGGGAGAGCAUAACAUACAAGGAAAUUGUCAAAGCUGCUGAUGAGAACCUUGACGACCUUGUACCUAGCCGGUGGGGAUUCUGGUGGGGUACCCCCAUCCAGGUAGUGGCAGUGCUGGCAACACUGGCUGUAGUAACCCAUGGGGAGGGGGUCACACUCUGACAAUCAGAGAGGGGCCAUAUUAUUGUGGCCCUGGUGGCACAAAAUAAUCAAAUGUCUGACUGUACAGAGAUGCUUAGAAAAAUGGUCACAACAAGGGACCAGCGUGUGUGUGUUUCAGGGGAAGGGGGUGGAUCUGAUCUCCAUCACCUAGGACUUGACAUUGGUUAAUCAAAUCUCAAAUUUGUGUCAAUUUUUGCUCAAUCUUGCAUUCUUUCUCAAACAACUGUAACUGUAUUUGCAUUCGUAAAUCAGGUCCUUUCUUGAGUUGGGCUCUGGGAUGUAACAACCGUUGAGCAUCUGAGCUUAUGGUUGAUUGUAGGGGAAAGGGGUUGAGUGUGUAAGAGUGUGUGUGUGUGUGUGUGUGUGUGUGUGUGUGUGUGUGUGUGUGUGUGUUUGUGUAUGUAUCCCACAUCUGUUGCAAGGGGGUAAGGAUGUUAGGGACGAUAUAGGAUGAAUCACAAUAAUUGUUUGCUAAAAUAAUAAUUGCUUGACAAAAAUGUAAUGUAAUGCAAUGACAAUCCUGGUUAUAGGUAACAAUCCUUCGCAUGAACUGCCAACAUUAUUACGCAUAUUCAUUGUUAAUGAUGGAAAUCAAGAUACGCAAGAUAUUUGAAUAGAUAUAUAUUUUUAAUAGCUAUAUAUAAAGCAAAUGGAGGUGAGAGCAUUGGAAAUACUUUUAGCGGUUGAUCUGCUUCUGUUCUGUGGGUGGCACUGUGUGCUGUUUCGAAGGAUGGGUCCUGGCCUCUCGGGGGGCCUAGGGAUCCGGCGAGACGGGUUGGUUUGCCGGUCACUGGGAUGACAACCCAACUUUAGCGGGUGGAAUAGUGGAGAACAACUGGAGGGUUACUUAGUAGCAAUGCAAAUAUCUUGGUACAGCUAUAUGGACACUCGAUCACUAUGGUACUUUUUAAUGGUACAUUUACAAACAUAUAUUAUAAUAAAUAGAUUUGAAACUUGUAUCUCAUUAUGGUAAAUUGUGAAAUAAGUAUAGCCAGUUAUAAUUGUAAUGGCUUAGCAGAUAAUAACAAAAGAAGAACAAUAUUUACAUGGCUCAAAGAGAAGGAAUAUAAUAUAUAUUGUUUACAGGAAACUCAUUCAACAAUUUUAGAUGAAGUUGUGUGGAAAUAUACUUCUCCCAUGGGCAAAGAAACUCAAAAGGGUGAUUAUAUUAAUGAACAGUCAUUUUGAUCCGAAUCUGCAAAUUGUCCAAACAGAUCCGCAAGGUAGGUGGAUGAUUUUAAAUAUGUUAUUGGACCAUAAACAGAUAUGGCUCAUUACCUUUACGAACCAAAUAAUGAUAAUCCACGCUUCUUUGAAAAUAUAUAUUUUACAUUUACAUUUUAGUCAUUUAGCAGAUGCUCUUAUACAGAGCGACUUACAGUUAGUGAGUGCAUACAUUUUUUCAUACUAUCAACCCUGCAAGCAAUACAAGACUCUAUUAUUAUGCUGGGAGAUUUUAAUACUUUUUUAAAUACCUCAAUGGACCGUAAAGGAAAUCAGACUACAAACUAUCACCCUCAUGCUCUUAAGGAAAUCAGACUACAAACUAUCACCCUCAUGCUCUUAAGGAAAUCAGACUACAAACUAUCACCCUCAUGCUCUUAAGGAAAUCAGACUACAAACUAUCACCCUCAUGCUCUUAAGGAAAUCAGACUACAAACUAUCACCCUCAUGCUCUUAAGGAAAUCAGACUACAAACCAAUCACCCCUCAUGCUCUUAAGGAAAUCACACUACAAACUCAUCACCCUCAUGCUCUUAAGGAAAUCAGACUACAAACUAUCACCCUCAUGCUCUUAAGGAAAUCAUACUACAAACUAUCACCCUCAUGCUCUUAAGGAAAUCAGACUACAAACUAUCACCCUCUUGUUCUUAAGGAAAUCAGACUACAAACUAUCACCCUCAUGCUCUUAAGGAAAUCAAGACUACAAACUAUCACCCUCAUGCUCUUAAGGAAAUCAGACUAUCAAACGAUCACCCUCAUGCUCCUUAAGGAAAUCAUACUACAAACUAUCAAUCACCUUCAUGCUCCUUAAGGAAAUCAGACUACAAACUAUCACCCCAUGCCUUAAGGAAAUCAGACUACAAACUAAUCACCCGCAAUGCUCUUAAGGAAAUCGACUACAAACUAAUCAAUCACCUCAUGCCUUAAGGAAUAAAAAGCUAUCCCAUGCUCUUAAGGAAUCAGACUACAAACUAUCACCCCAUGCUCUUAAGGAAAAUCAUACUACAAACUAAGUCCCCUCAUGCUCUUAAGGAAAUCAGACAUACAAACUAUCACCCUCCAAUGCUCUUAAGGAAAAUCCAGACUACAAAAUAUCCACCCUCAUGGCUCUUAAGGAAAUCAGACUACAAACUAUCAUCCUCGAUGCUCUAAGGAAAGCAGACCUACAACUCUCAUCCUCAUGCCUCUAAGAACUCAGACUACAAACUAUCACCCUCAUGCUCUUCAGAAAUCAUCUACAAACUAUCACCCUCAUGCUCUUAAAGGAAAUCCACUACAAACUAUCACCCUCAUGCUCUUAAGAAAUCAUACCUACAAACCUAUCACCCCAUCUCUUAAGGAAAUCAGACUACAACUAGCACCCUCAUGCUCUUAAGGAAAUCAGACUAACAACCUAUCACCCUCACUGCUCUUAGGAAAUCAGACUACAAACUUCACCCUCAUGCUCUUAAGGAAUCAGACUACAAACUAAUCACCCUCGAUGCUCUUCAGAAAGCAGACUACAAACUACACCCUCAUACUCUUAAGAAUCAACUACAAACUAUCACCCUCAUGUCUUAAGGAACUCAUACUACAAACGAUCACCCUCAGCUCUUAAGGAAAUCAGACUACACAACUAUUACCCUCAUGCUCUUAAUGAAAUCAGACUAACACACAUCACCCUCAAAAAAAUGCUCUAGGAAAUCAAACUACAAACUAUCACCUCAUUCUCUCUAAUGAAAUCGAGACUAAAACUAUCACCCUCAUGCUCUUAAGGAAAUCAUACUACAACUUCACACCACCUCAUGCUCUAAGGAAAUCAGACACAAACUAUCACCCUCAUCUCUUAAGAAAUCAGACUACAAACUAUCACCCUCAUGCUCUUAAGGAAAAUCAUACUGACAACUACAAACUAUCACACCCUCAAUGCUCUUAAGGAAUCAUCCUACAAACUAUGUACCCAGAUCAUGCUCUUAAAAGGAAAUCGACUACAAACUAUCCCCUCAUGCUCAUAAGGAAAUCACUACUACAAACUAGCAAAUCCCCUACUGCUCUUAAGGAAAUCAUACUACAACAUCACCCUCCUGCUCUUAAGGAAUCAACUACACUCUCACCCUCAUGCUCUUAAGGAAAUCAUACUACAAACUACACCCUCAUCUCUGAAGGAAAUCAGACUACAAACUAUCACCCUCAUGCUCUUAAGGAAAUCGAAUACAACUAUCACCCCUCAUAUGCUCUUAAGUAAAUCAUAACUACAAACUAUCAUCACCCUCAUCUCUUAAGGAAAUCAGACUACAAACGAUCACCCUCAGCUCUUAAGGAAAGCAGACCUACAAACUAUCACCUUAUCAACCUCAUGCGCUUAAGGAAUCAGACUACAAACUAUCACCUCAUGCUCUUAAGGAAAUCAUAGCUACAAACUAUCACCCUCGAUCUCUUAAGGGGAACGCAUCUACAAACUAUCACCCUCAUGGCUCUUAAGGAAUCUACUACAAACUAUCACACCCUCAUGCUCUUAAGAUCCAGACUACAAACUACUCACCCUCAUGCCUCUUAAGGAAAUCGACACAAAAUAUCACCCUCGAUGCCUUAAGGAAAUCAGACUACAAACUAUCAUCCUCUGCUCCUUAAGGAAAUCAACUACAAACUAUCCCCUAUGCUCUUAAUGAAAUCAGACUACAAACGAUCCACCCUCAUGCCUUAAGGAAAUCUACUAACAACUAUCAUCCCUCAUGCUCUUAAAGGAAAUCAGACUACAACCGAUCACCCUCAAUGCUCUUAAGGAAUCAGCUAACCACCUAUACCCCAUGCUCUUAAGGAAUCAGCACUACAACCUAUCACCCUCAUGCUCUUAAGGAAGCUACUACAACUAUCAACCUCAGCGCUUAAGAAUCAGACUACAAACUAUCCACCCUCAAUGCCUCUUAAGGAAGCAGACUACAAACUAUCACCCCAUGCUCUAAGGAAAUCAUACUGCAACUAUACCCCACUGCUCUUAAUGAAAUCAGACUACAAACUAUCGACCCUCAUGCUCUUAGAGGAAAUCAUAUUUACAAACUAUCACCUCAUGCUCCUUCAGGAAAAUCAGACUACAACUAUCACCCUCAUGCUCUUAAGGAAAUCAGACUACAACUAUCACCCUCAUCUCUUAGAAAUCAUACUACAACACUAAUCACCCGCAUUCUCUUAAGGAAAUCAACUACAAAAACUAUCGACCCUCAUCUCUUAAAGCUGGAAGCACGGCGCUUGUAACGCCAAGGUAGUGGGUUCGAUCCCCGGGACCACCCGUACACAAAAAAAAAAUGUAUGCACGCAUGACUUUAAGUCGCUUUGGAUAAAAGCGUCUGCUAAAUGGCAUAUUAUUAUUAUUAUUUAACUAUCACCCUCAUGCUCAUAAGGAAAUCAGACUACAAACUAUCACCCUCAUGCUCUUAAGGAAAUCAUACUACAAACUAUCACCCUCAUGCUCUUAAGGAAAUCAGACUACAAACUGUCACCCUCAUGCUCUUAAGGAAUCAUACUACAAACUAUCACCCUCAUGCUCUUAAGGAAAUCAGACUACAAACUAUCACCCUCAUGCUCUUAAGGAAAUCAGACUACAAACUAUCACCCUCAUGCUCUUAAGGAAAUCAGACUACAAACUAUCACCCUCAUGCUCUUAAGGAAAUCAGACUACAAAACUAUCACCCUCAUGCUCUUAAGGAAAUCAGACUACAAAACUAUCACCCUCUUGUUCUUAAGGAAAUCAGACUACAAACUAUCACCCUCAUGCUCUUAAGGAAAUCAGACUACAAACGAUCACCCUCAUGCUCUUAAGGAAAUCAGACUACAAACUAUCACCCUCAUGCUCUUAAGGAAAUCAUACUACAAACUAUCACCCUCAUGCUCUUAAAGCUGGUAGAGCACGGCGCUUGUAACGCCAAGGUAGUGGGUUCGAUCCCCGGGACCACCCGUACACAAAAAAAAAAAAUGUAUGCCGCAUGCUUUAAGUCGCUUUGGAUAAAAGCGUCUGCCUAAAUGGCAUAUUAUUAUUAUAUUAACUAUCACCCUCAUGCUCUUAAGGAAAUCAGACUACAAACUAUCACCCUCAUGCUCUUAAGGAAAUCAUACUACAAACUAUCACCCUCAUGCUCUUAAGGAAAUCAUACUACAAACUAUCACCCUCAUGCUCUUAAGGAAAUCAGACUACAAACUAUCACCCUCAUGCUCUUAAGGAAAUCAGACUACAAACUAUCACCCUCAUGCUCUUAAGGAAAUCAGACUACAAACUAUCACCCUCAUGCUCUUAAGGAAAUCAGACUACAAACUAUCACCCUCAUACUCUUAAGGGAAAUCAGACUACAAACUUCACCCCAUGCUCUUAAGGAAAUCAUACUACAAAACUAUCACCCUCAUGCUCUUAAGGAAAUCAUACUACAACUACACCCUCAUGCUCUUAAUGAAAUCCAGACUACAAACUAUCACCCUCAUUCUCUUAAGGAAAUCAGACUACAAACUAUCACCCCUCAUACUCUAAGGGAAAUCAUACUACAAACUAUCACCCUCAUGCUCUUAAGGAAAUCAGACUACAAACUAUCACCCUCAUGCUCUUAAGGAAAUCAGACUACAAACUAUCACCCUCAUGCUCUUAAGGAAAUCAUGAAUGUGAUGGAGAUAUUGGAACUGGUGGAUAUAUGGAGGCUUAAAUAUCCUGACCUAGUGAGAUAUACAUGGCAGAGGCUCAAUCAGAGGGUUAAAUAUCCUGACCUAGUGAGAUAUACAUGGCAGAGGCUCAAUCAUGCUAAUCGUCUUGACUUCUUUCUUGUGUCAUUCUCCUUGGCACCAAAAGUUUAAAAAGUGUUGAUAGGGGACAGAAUGCGGUCGGACCAUCAGAUAAUUGGCAUAUACAUUACUCUUACUGAAUUUCCACGUGGGCGAGGAUAUUGGACAUUUUAUCAAAGCCUAUUGGAUGAUAACUUGUUUUAUAACUAGGAAAGAGGAAUUUUUACUGAAUUUUUCCGGCAUAACAUAGGUACAGCAAAUCUUAUUGUAUGGGACGCUUUUAAAUGUGCCUUUAGAGGCCAUGAAAUUCAGUACUCAUCUCUUAAACAAAAGCAAUUUAGGUCAAAAGAGUCCAUACUAACAAAAUAAAUAGAAGUUCUAACAGAAUAGAUAGAUAGCAAUAAAAACGGAAUUCUAAAUAAAUCACAGACAGUGUCACCAGCAAGGCACACCUGUUAAUUGAAAUGUAUUCCAGGUGACUACCUCGUGAAGCUGGUUGAGAGAAUGCCAAGUGUGUGCAAAGCUGUCAUCAAGGCAAAGGGUGGCUAUUUGAAGAAUCUCAAAUAUAAAAUAUAUUUUGAUUUGUUUAACACUUUUUUUGUUACUACAUGAUUCCAUAUGUGUUAUUUCAUCGUUUUGAUGUGUUCACUAUUAUUGUACAAUGUAGAAAAUAGUAAAAAUAAAGAAAAACUCUUGAAUGAGUAGGUAUGUCCAAACUUAUGACUGGUAUUCUAUAUAUACAUACUGUAUAUACAUAUAUAUUUCCAGAUUUUUUUAAAAUAUCUCCUAGAUUUAGGACAGACACUUCAAAACCUUGUUUCUUAUGAUUUAUUUUUUGACUGUCCUUUUUGCCAUUUAUGAAUGUGUUAUUCAAUGCAUUUCUAUGUGCUUCAGUAGUAAAGGCCAAAAUCAAUAUUUAAUCAAAUCAUUAUUUAUUUUUAUUUUUUAUACCUAAAGGGUUCCUAAAAUUCUAAAUAGCUGAAUUAUCCAAUAGUAUGACCAUCAUAAAACAAUUCCAUAUGUCAUCUUGGAACCCCCCCCCCCCCUCCCUCCCCCAACGUCUUAGACUAAAGAAUUCAUGACCAUUUUUGUAGGGUGUGAUACAUUUUUCAUUAGGGCAAAUCAAGUCUGAAAUUUCAAAGAGAAAAUUACAAACUUUAGAAACCUUUUUAAAACUCCAAUACACUACACAUUUGCAUAUCCUGCUUUGCAGGACUAUUCUCAGCAACAAAAGAGUGAUCAAAUUAAGAUCCUACAUCUUCGUACUGACUCUGUUCAACAUAGGUACAUUGGCUUACUAGACCAAUUCAGCUAGGUGGAAUAUUCUAUAUUCAGAAAGAAACAGAGGGCAUAGAAAGGCCAUGAUUCGUUAUCUAUGGGCAAAGACAAUUGCUGGAGCUUAGUGGCCCACCUUAGUGGCUGAACAGCUAUCUUUGUCUUGGGCUAGAAUAGAUGGAUUUCCUGAGGUGUCUUUAAUAAUUAAAGCCAGAAGCCCAGUUACAUUGGCGUCCAACAGCAGGACAGUCUCUCCCGGAGGAGGAGGUCAAAGGUUGCGGAGAUGAUUUGGAAUCACUUUGUCUUGGAGAGUGGUUUUGGAGGGAGUGGGGUUGUUGGACAGUCUCAUUGAGGGGGUUAUAUGGUUCAACUGAGCUGGUUAAAGCCAGCUAGGCUGGGCACAGGACCAAAGCACAGAGCACAGCCCUCUGACGGAGCACACUCUAGGAUUAAUGGCUGUGCACAAAGCACACGGAGAGGAACACACACACACAUGCACGCUCACACACACGCAUAGAAUGCACAAAGUACACACACACAUACGCAGAGGAACACACACAUUUACAGUCAGCGACUGCCGCGGAGGGGACAAGCCACGUCUCUCUCUGCUCCAGUGGACUGUGAUUCCUAUUACAUCACUCAUCUCUACUUCUAAUCUCCCUCUCCCUCGCUUUCCUCUAUUUUGCUCACUUUCUAUUACUUGAUCAUUCGCUGUCAGAUUCCACUCUCCCAUCUCUCUUUCUCUCUCUCUCUCCCUCUAGUUCUCUCUCUUUUUCACUCACCCUCUCUCUUCGCUCCGUCAAGUUAUUCCUAUUCCGGGAACACACAAUAAACAAAACAAACAAAGCCAAACAGGGGAAACAGAAUUGAAUGAUUGAAUCACCAAAACCUAUUUCCUCACCCUACUCCAUGUUGCUUUCUAUGGCUCUCUCUUUUUCUCACUUUUUCUCCCUCUCUUCUCUAGCUUGUCCAUUUAAUAGUAAAGGAAGCCCCUGCCUCCGUUCAAUCCAGAGAAAUAUGUUAUUCUGAAGAGCGUGCCAUCCCAGUACAUCAAAUAUGUAUACACCUGUAAUCUUUCAUCAUAAUUAUCCUUUAAUGUGUCUCUGUAACAAUUUUGGUUUCCCUCCUCAUAAGGCAUGGGCCAAAGAUGAUGGGAUAUUGCUUGAUUGCGUGAUGUUACGUAAUAGAGGAGAACUCUCUCUGGUUCUUCCUCUCUCACUUCGUCUUUUGCCCCACAACAGUAUUGCUCUUCUUUCUUUUUUCACCCUCCUCUCUCUCUCUCUUUCUCCCAAUCCCUCUCUCUUUCCCCCUUUCCUCUCUCUGCUCUCUGCCCCCUCCACUCUCUCUCUCCUCAGUCUCCAUAUCGGUCUGUUUCUUCUCUUUCAGUCUCUUUCUCUCCCUUCCCCUCUCUCCUAUCUCUCUCUUUCUCUCCCUUUCUUACUCAUGUCUGUUAGCACAGUCCCAUAGUGACAGACACAUAGGGCUAAGCACAGAGCAGGUCAUGUGUUUUAGAGGGCAUAUCAUCAAGUCACAGAGGUCUAAGCCUUAGGGGCCAGAGGGACACCUGGGGAUCUGGUCCAAUGACAACUCAGCUCUUUAGAAGGUCACCAUGACAACUCAACAGGGACAUUGCAAAGCAGAGUAACUGUACUCACACUACCUCUAGUAAUUAAAGAUGCAUUGACUAUACAGUAGAUGGAAAUGCAUAAUUGAUUAACUGACUUAUUCAUUUGGCCAUUAAAAAAUAAAUAUGACGUUAUGUAUGUACAGUGGGGAGAACAAGUGUUUGAUACACUGCCGAUUUUGCAGGUUUUGCUACAUACAAAGAAUGUGGUCAAGACCUACAGGAAACGUAUGAUCUCUGUAAUUGCAAACAAAGGUUUCUGUACCAAAUAUUAAGUUCUGCUUUUCUGAUGUAUCAAAUACUUAUGUCAUGCAAUAAAAUGCAAAUUAAUUACUUAAAAAUCAUACAAUGUGAUUUUCUGGAUUUUUGUUUUAGAUUCUGUCUCUCACAGUUGAAGUGUACCUAUGAUAAAAAUGACAGACCUCUACAUGCUUUGUAAGUAGGAAAACCUGCUAAAUCGGCAGUGUAUCAAAUACUUGUUCUCCCCACUGUAUAUAUACAAAAACGUGUUAAACAAAUCAAAAUAUAUUUUAUAUUUGAGAUUCUUCAAAGUUGCCACCCUUUGCCUUGAUGACAGCUUUGCACACUCUUGGCAUUCUCUCAUGAGGAAUGCUUUUCCAACAGUCUUGAAGGCAAAGGGUGGCUACUUUGAAGAAUAACAAAUAUAAAAUAUAACAUUUUGAUUUUUUUUAACACUUUUUUGUUUACUACAUGAUUCCAUAUGUGUUAUUUCAUAGUUUUGAUGUCUUUACUAUUAUUCUACAAUGUAGAAAAUAGUACAAAUAAAGAAAAACCCUGGAAUGAGUAGGUGUGUACAAACCUUUGACUGGUACUAUAUAUGAAGUCACCACAUUGAAACAUCAAUACGUACGUAUAUUUUAAAAAAAUAUCAAGGACAAACACAAUAAAGUCAAAAACAUAUUAGUACUAUUAUUCACUAAAUUAGGUAUCUGCUUCUUGUAUCCUUUACAGCUGUCUACAGCUUGUACUUUAAGCCAGCCACAGUCUGACAACACCAGUCUAGAAUGAGUUUAAUUUCCUCCCCUGAGACCGUCUCUCUUUCUGUAUCUAACUCCCCGUCACUGUGGACAGAUAGUUAGUCCAUUAGGCAGCUCAGUAAUCUAUCCUCUACCUCAUUUACAGAAAGCACACACAACUCAGUCUCCCUGAUCCUCUCUCUGAUCACUAUCUGUUAGUGGGGGUUAAUGCUGCCUGCUGACUAGGCAACACAGUUAGAGGGUAUUGCAAACUCCUUCUCAAACCGCCCCUCCCUUCUCCCUUUACUAUCUCAUCUGAACUGGGGACUGGUGUUAAAUAUGCAAGGGAGCCGUCUUAUCCUACAGAGGAAAUUGUAUUGGUGGUUACAGCAGGCAGUAUAGGGCUUUUUCUAUUUCACGCUCCAACCAAGUGCCUCACAAUUAGCCUCUCCGCAGCCUGUUAACACUGUCUUACAUCUGUAGGAGAGAGAGAGAGAGAGAGGAGGAGAGAGGGGCGAGAGAGACGAGAGAGAGUAGAGACAGAGAAACGAUAAGAGAGAGAUAUCUACAGACAUAUACAUAGAGAGCUAAUCUCUGAGAUCGAGCCUGUCUCGCCUCUCUCUCUCUCUCUCUCUCGCUCUCUCCUCUCUCUCUCGCUCUCUCUCUCUCCUCUCUCCUUCUUUCUCCGCUCUAAUGCGCCUCUCUCCCCUUUCCCUGUCCUUCUCCUUUUCUCACUCCCUUUAUUAGCAUUGUUAAAUCAUCCAGUCAGAUGUUACGGUAAGGAGUUUUACCCUCAGGUUGUUUGAGGUGACACUGAUGUUGUUCUCUGUCUGUCUCUGCACAGUAUGGGAUUAAAUAGCAGCCCAAAGUAUGUUUCUCACUUUGGAUGAUUGUGUCUUUUUGGUCUGUGUGUGUGCAGGUUCCAGCCAGCAGGCCUGGUAGAGAUGAUCCAGGCUAUAGCUCAGAACAUGUCCAACAUGGCGGUCAGAGUGGAACAGAUCCUCCAGAACAGCAUGGCCGCCGGCAGAGGUACAAUAUUAUAACACUAACAUUACACACUGUGUUAUUGCUGUGCAAUACAUAUGGAACUGCCCAUGCCUUCUUCACAUCAUUGGGGUGGUCCAAACCUUACUUUCUAUGAACAUUGUCCUUUCCAGCGCGGUUCCAGCAACUAUGAUGGCAACUAUGGUGGAUGUGUUAACUAGGCUUUCCUCUGGUCGGUUUGGCUCAGCAGUGUGAAAAGGUUCUUACCACUCUAUGAAAACACUAAAAGUUGUAAUCCUCGACAGGUACUCAGAACAUCAAUUCAAAAACUUUCGAACUGCAAUACACGUCAGACUUUUACACCUCAGAUCUAAAAUACAGCAGCCAUUCAAAGUGCAGCAUGACAAGUGAUUCGUAUAUUAAAUGAAUUGAUGUGGGAAAUAAAAGUAAGAUCUACUCUAAUAAAACAAAUCAACAGUACAGCCAGCCGUAGAGUCUUUAUUUUUUUAUACCCAUCUCCAUUUUAUUGCUUUCUAUAUCUGCUGUUGACUCUUCUGUCCAUCCCCACAUUUUUUUAUCAAAUCAUAAAUAAUUCUGCUACCGGCACAAAUAAUGCCGAUUGUGUUGGAAACAUACACACAGGAAGACACACACACACACACACACACACACACACACACACACACCACACACACGGACGGUUAUCAAGGGAACUCAAUCGACAGUCCUUAAUCAACUCUUCUUCCUUCCGUCUCCCUCUCCUCAACCAACAGCAAAGUCAUUAUCAGAGGCAAUUAGUCUUAUCUCCCUUUGUUUUCACGGUGAAGACGUGAUGGCAGAACCCCAACCGCUUUUAUUCAUCACAAACCACACUCCGUGGACUUUAUUGUCUGUUUCGACUCGAGCACAUCAGUGAUUCAUCUCGUGGCCGAGAGAGAGAGACACAAGACGACGUGGUCGGAAGUUGGUUUUCGAGCCUCCCUCCCAGCCACCGCACGCUAUUUUAUUUUUGUCUCGCAGGGGCCUCGAGUUUUUAUCUAAUUAGUCCUCCGCACAUUUAAUAGUGGCCAUGGCGACGGUUAAUAUUAUUGUAAUAAAAUGGAAGGCGCUGAAAUAUUUUGUGUCACUGGGAAAUAUGUGACGUGUUAGUGAGCAGAGAAGCUUGAGGGAUGGAGUGACUGAGAUAGAGAGAGACAAAGCUUUCAUUAGACACAUGGAAGCAGUCAGAUAAUGUUUUGGUCCAGAGAGAGGAGUAUAUACAGAGAGAGGGCUAGAAAAAGAGAUAGCGAGAUAGUAAUCGAUAGAAGAGAGAUAGGAUGAGAGAGAUAGAUAUUAGAGCAUCUCUCUCCUUUCGUAUCUUAUCUCUCGAUAUCUCUCUCUCUAUCUCACUACUCUCUCUCUCUAUCUAGAUAUCUCUUCUCUCUCUCUCUCUCUCUCUUAUAGAUAGUCCAACUCUCUCAUCUAACCUUCCCGUCUUCUCCCAUCCAUACUGCUGGAACUUCGAGUUUCAACUCCAGUCUCUCUUCCUGGCUGUAGGCCCCCAGCUGCAGGGAGGCAGUUAGCUAACUCAAUGGACCAAUUAAUGCAGUGAGUGCAGCGUGAGUGAGCGGAUACAUAUUGUACCGUUAGCCCGGGAGGGGUGGCAGCAGUGGCGAGGGGUUGUAUUUCUGUACCCCACGGUGAACAAUGUGCACCAAAGCAGGCCUGAUGGGACAUAUGGUUUGCUGAAAAUGUUGUUGAUUGUCUGUUAUAAGGAUCUCUAUUAUCUCCUCUUCACGAAUAAUUGUACUGUGGUUCAUGAUCAAAUGUAUGCACGCAUGAUAGUAAGGCUUAAAAGGUCUCUGAUAUAUGACUAUGGUGUCUUUAUUCUGUUGCUUCCACAGUGUUGUAAUAUGAUUGAUGUUGUGUCUUUUCUAUGUCUCCACAGUGUGUAACUAUGAUGUGUGUGUUCUAUAUCUCCACAGUGUGUAACUAUGAUGUGUGUGUUCUAUAUCUCCACAGUGUGUAACUAUGAUGUGUGUGUUCUAUGUCUCCACAGUGUGUAACUAUGAUGUGUGUGUCUCUUCUCUUCAGCAGUGAGAGAUGGCUCGUCAGGCCAGUGUGAGGUACCCAGAGACCCCCACUACCCAGACUGCCCUGGAAAAGUGGAUGUGAGUUUCUCUCUGUCUAUCUAGCUAGGCUAUAAGAGAUUCUCCUGAUAUCUUAUAACCAAUAUUCCCUCUAAGCUUCCCUCUAAGCUCCCCCAGGACUGCCGUGCAGAAUAAAUAUCAGCCCGCGCAGAGAAGCACGAGAUUGAACUUCACUCAACUUUCUAGAGUUUUCCCCCUUAGUUAACACCAUCAACGUUUCCCUUUACUUUGGGAAUUGUGAUCGAAUCAACGCAAUAUUAGCCGCUUUCAAUGCAACAUACCGAAACAAAACGAAGAGAUGUUGUUCUAGGUAGAACGCAUCGGAGUAGGAUUCUAUUGCAUUGACACGCAUGACUCAGCCCGUACUCUACACAGACUUGUGAAACAUAACCAAUCAGAGCAAAUAGACCAUUGCCAGAUAUGGAUCUGUGCCGUUCACUUUAAACUGGACUGUGUUUACAGCAUGAGCGGUCGUGAGUAGAUGCACUUGUUUUGGGAUUAAAGAGAGAGCUGCAUGUAGCCAUGUGUGAACAUUUGUUCAUAUCCUUUGCUAGUUAGUGAGUUAUUAGCCCAGUUAUAGAUAAUUUGUAGUCAGUAAUGGGGGAGUGAUUGCUUCCUACAAGAGCAUAAAACGUGUACAUUUCUAGACAUAUUUGAAACGCGAGUUGGGUAAAGAGCAUUUUUUUGUCUUAAAGGGGCAGUUUUUUAUUUUGAGAGGCUUGAAUAAGCUAAGUAGCCAAUAGGCAGAGGGCAGCAUAAUUUCUCUGAUUCUCUGUAAUAAUGGUGCAUUUUAAUAAUGCCUUUUAUUUUGUAAAGUGGUUGCUUGUAUCCAACAACACAACAACAUUUUCAGUCACCUCCUUGUCUGAUGGACAAGUGGAUAAACGGGUUAAUGUCAAGCCCUACAUGUUUUUUUCAAAAGUCUCAUUGACUACUACAGUAGGCUGAAUGAUAGAACAGCUAUUUCCAUGUUAAAAUGUUUUGGGAUGCAUUUUCUCCAUUGUUUUUGAUGGUAGGCCAUUCUGGUAGGCCUUCAUUAUAAUCAAAUAGCCACAGUAGCCUAAAUAACUCUAAGUUAAAGCAGGUACAGCCUCAGUGUUCACAGUAAACACGUGCUGGAAGUUGCACAGAAUUUUCACAACAUUCAAGUUUGUGCUCAAGUUUGCGCUCAGCAGACCUGAAAUUAGCUCAGUGAUUAAAAAGAUUAGAGGGACAUUACUUAUAACCUGCAAUUCCAUUUAACUGAACAUUUGAAUUUAAGUACAUCUAAUCUAUGAUCAAGAGGUAGAGAACUCCCUAUAGUUUUCAUAUGACCUGUGGCAAUUAUUGUAUUAUUUUUAUUUGUGUUUAACAAAGUCAAAGUAACCUGAACAUUAAACUUUGACCCGUGUAUCACCAGUGGAUGCGUGCCCGCUGGACGUCAGACCCGUGCUAUGCCUUCUACGGGGUGGACGGCUCCGACUGCUCCUUCCUCAUCUAUCUGAGCGAGGUGGAGUGGUUCUGCCCCCCUCUGGCCUGGAGGAACCACAGCAGCCCCCCCACCGUCCAUACACACACACACCACACCACCACCCCCAGGAGACAGGUGAGACACACACACACACACACACACCACACAGAACCCAUUCCACCAUCCAUACACACACAGACACCAGACCACCACCGUCAAGAGACUGGUAAGAGGGACACACCCACAUACACACACACACACACAAAGGAAGAUGCAUACACAUACUCACAAAAGCAGAUGAUCAUAUACACACACGAGCCCUGCUAAGAGAUGCGGGGCAAAAGCCUACAUGUAGAAGCACUUACACACACAAAUUCACACUCAAAAGAGCACAGCCAGUAGACAAAUGAAUCUUCAUACUUCCGCUGUAUAAGCUUGCAUAGUAGACAUCUCUUUCCUCCCUCUCUCAUUGUGCUGCAGGAUAGUCAAUGCCACACGCAGCACAAAUGAAUUCUUUACACUCAAACACACCUCAGUCCCUGAUUCUCUUAGCAGAACGGUGUUCAAGGCUGAGUCAAUGUGUGCUAUUUUUUCAAAACAAUACCUGCACAGCUAUUAACCAGGUUCAAAGAUACCUACACACAGAGAGAGAUCCCUGAUCACAAAGUGUGUGUGUGUGCGAGUGUGUGUGUGUCUGUAUGUGUCUCUGUGUGUGUGAUCUGUGUGUGUGAGUGUGAGUGUGAAUGCUGGAUAUUGAAUUCUCUGUUGUACUUUAAUAUUGAAUAGCUUAUUAGUGUUUGGCAACGUUCCUAAUUACAGGAGUGGCUCUGUUAGCCAGAUAAUCUAGGCCAUUUGUAGCAGGGUCAGCUCUUUUAAGAAGUCUUUGAGUGAGCAUAUAGGUGUGUGUGUUUGUAUAUAUAUGUGUGUGUGUGUGUGUGUGUGUGUGUGUGUGUGUGUGUGUGUGUGUGUGUGUGUGUGUGUGUGUGUGUGUGUGUGUGCGUGCGUGCGUGCGUGCGUGCGUGCGUGCGUGCGUGCGUGCGUGCGUGUGUGUGUGUGUGUGUGUGUGUGUGUGCGUGUGUGUGAUGGACAGAGAGAGACUUUUAGACUACACAGUCAUAGCCGUUUAACUAGCACAGGUUUCUCUAGAGACUUAGCUUGUAGUACUAUCACCCCAGAGAACACAGUCUGCACACACUCCUCUGAACCACUGUGGUCCUAUUGCAGAGGGAAAGUGGGAGAGGAGCCUGUGUGGGUAGCUAUCAUGUAAUGCCAUAAAUAUCUGUAGGCUCGCUCCAAUUGACCUCCCCUCAUCUCAUCCUUCCUCCCACACUCUCUCCAUCUCUCACCCUCUUCUUAUGUAUUUCUUCACUACUUACACUCUAUCGGCAUCUCUGUAAAGUUAUAGGCUUUUAUUGUUUUGGAUUUUAGAUCAUAUACAUUUUUUUAAGAUAAGAUAAAACUGGAAAAACGAAUGGACCUCUCUCUCUCUCUCUCUCUCUCUCCUCUCUCUCUCUCUCUCUCUCCCUCCCCCUCCCUAUAGGCUGCGUUCCGUACAGACCUGUCAUCUCUGCUGGACCAGGUUGGCACGGGCAAAGAGUCCCUGAGCUUCAUGAAGCGCCGCAUGAGGAGGCUGGCAUCACAGUGGGGCACGGCCGCCCAGCGCCUCCACGCCAAGCUGCGCCAACGCUGGAGGGAACAGAAGAAGGUAGAGAUGAGAGAGAGAGGAAGAAAGACAGAGAGGUAGAGAGAGAGCGAGAUCUAUAUAGGAGAGAGCCGAUAGACGAGAGAUGAGAUAGAUAGACGAUAGAUCGAGAGCUGCUCGCCCUAGCUACCGUCUCGCUCUAUCUCUCUCUCUCUCUCGCUCUCUCUCGCUGUUUUUUUCGUUUGUUGUUGUCUUGUUUUUUUUUGUUCUUGUUUCCAUUUGCUUGUUUCCACAUUCAGUCAGGGAAUACCACCCAGUAAAUGUGAGACGACUGAAAGUGAGUUCUCUCUUUCCCUCCCAAUUGUUACAACCUUCAAUGAAUGCCGCUUUUUCCUCUGUGAUUCUAUUAUUGUGUUAUUCACUCUCAGCAACCUGAUGAAGUAAAGAGUGAAGGUAAACCGAAAUUGACGGGAGAGAUGAGAGAUGAAUCAUGUGAAAUAAGUGGUUCGAGAGCGAUCAGGGAGGAGAGAUGGAGAGCAAGGUGUUAAGAGGAUAGGGAUUGACACUGAGCCAUCCGAAGAUUGAGCGAUCGAUAGGUAAUUGUCACUGAUCCCCCGGUACUUGCUGCCUCUUCCGUUUCACCAUUUCCAGUAGGUCUAUACGUCACCGGCUUCUAGGCGUCACUGACCUGGUUCAUUACCACCAACCCCAGACUGUCUUGUCUCAUUACGCACACCUGGUUCCCAUUCCCCCUGAUUAGUAUGUGUAUAUACAGUAUGAGCCCUCUGUUCCCAAUUGUCCUUGUCGAUUAUUGUCCCAUUUCCGUUGGUCUCGUGAGUACCGUGUAUAGUGGUCUUGUUGUUUACGGGUCUCGUCCCGUGUAUUGUGUAGAGGUUACACCUCACUCUUUGUUUGGGUUACAUCCCUUUUGUAUAUAUAUAUACGUGUUUGUGUUGGGAGGAGUAAAUAAAACCCCUAAGACUUAUUCCUGCGCCUGUCUUCAAAUCUUUAUACAAUGUGACAGUAAUAAAAUAACAGGCCUCAUACUUCUCUCCUCACAUCUCUCUCUCUCUAAAAUAAACCAACAGGCCUAAAAUGGCUGUCCAUCCACACAGACCCUCCCCAGUCUUGAUUGAUGGAGCCGUCUCGUGCCUCAAACGCAUGAAAUGGAUUUGUUAUUUUAGAUCUGUCCUCUCAUCUCUCCGGCUGUGUGAUACUGUGCUAUCUCUACACCAGCCGGUCCAACGCUGUUUAUCAUUACCUAAUUAAUUUUGAUAGGGGAUCAGUGUACAGCCCGUGAGGGAGUGCUUAAUAUGUGGAUAAUAUCUGAUCUCAGAUCAGGUAUUGACUGUCAUUCUCUGGUAUGCUUGUGUGUCUACCCCACCAGUAGACGACAUGUCAGGAACUAAAGAAUAAAACACUUGGGAGUCCUCUACAGCGGACUGAGGAAAAGCAGUCUGCCAUCAAUUAACUCUGACCCUUGUGCUUCCUAUAUUUUCCUAUAUCCUUCUCUUCCUCCCUCUCCCUCUCUGCCUCUGUCUCUUCCUCCCUCUCUGCCUCUGUCUCUUCCUCCCUCUCUGCCUCUGUCUCUUCCUCCCUCUCUGCCUCUGUCUCUUCCUCCCUCUCUGCCUCUGUCUCUUCCUCCCUCUCUGCCUCUGUCUCUUCCUCCCUCUCUGCCUCUGUCUCUUCCUCCCUCUCUGCCUCUGUCUCUUACUCCCUCUCUGCUCUACCUUCCCCCGCUCUUCCCUCUCGCUCUGUCUCUCCUCCCUCUCUGCCUGUCUCUUCCUCCCUCUCUGCCUCUGCUCUUCCUCCCUCUCUGCCUCUGUCUCUUCCUCCCUCUCUGCCUCUGUCUCUCCCCCUUCUGCCCUUCUCUUUCCUCCCUCUCUCCUCUGUCUCUUUCUCCCUCUCUGCCUCUGUCUCUUCCUCCCUCUCUGCCUCUGUCUCUUCCUCCCUCUCUGCCUCUGUCUCUACCCCUCUCUGCCUCUGUCUCUUACUCUCUCCACUAAUGCAAUCCCAACUCUCCGGUUCACUUUUUAACAUUCCAAUAUGUUCUGGGGAUUCAAUUCUGUUUCCCUUGAUUGAGUUUGUUUGGUUUGUGUGUGCUCCCGGAAAAGGAAUAACUUGAUGAAGCAGAGAGAGAGAGAAAGGAGAAAAGGAGUAAGGGGAGAGAGAGAGAGACAAGAGAGAGCAGAGAGAGAGAGAGAGAGAGCGAGAGAGAGAGAGGAUGAGAGAGAGGAGAGAGAUAGACAGAGAGAAGAAUCGACAGAAGAGAGCAGACGAGCAGAUAGCUGACGUAGCCGAAGAAGAUGCAUCUAUGACAUCGACAGCGGCACAAGGCGAGGAGAUGAUCGAGGUAGUGUGGCCGAAGACAUAUCAGAGAGAGAGAAUAACCAUUAUUUUACCUGUCAGUGGCAGAAACAGGUACAGGGAACGGAUCCCAGGGGAGCAUGGAAUAGAGGAGUCUUUGUCUGUGUUUUUUAUAUUUUCUAUAAUAUAUGCCACUCAACAGAGGCUGUUAUCCAAAGAGACUUACAGUGCAGUGAGUGCAUAUUGAGUGCAUAUAUUUCUAUUUCAUGUAUGUGAUCCCUGAGGGAAUUGAACCCACUACCUCUGGAAAGAGUGGGGUUUAAAAAAGUUCCAUUCCUGCUCUGUCGAACCUCUAGACCGCAGAGUCAGAGUGUGUGUGUGUGUGUUGUGUGGUGUGUGUGUGUGUGUGUGUGUGUGUGUGUGUGUGUGUGUGUGUGUGUGUGUGUGUGUGUGUGUGUGUGUGUGUGUGUGUGUGUGUGUGUGUGUGUGUGUGUGUGUGUGUGUGUGUGUGUGUGUGUGUGUGAGAGAGCAUGUGUGUAUGUGUGUGUGUGUGCGUGCAUGUGUGUUAGUUAGAGAGGAGCGAAAUCCUGACUGACUGACUGACUGUGGGACGCCCCAAAGGCCUCCGACUGAAUUUCAAUCAUUUCUCUGUCAAGUCAGUUUGAACCUUUCCUGAUAGCUAUAUAAAACCUGAGGAGUUUUUAAAACUGCCAUUUUAACCUAGUUCUUUAAACUAGAACAUCUGUGAGGCAAAUUGUAACAACCCUUAUUAAUAAUAAUAAUAAUGACUUACUUUUAUACAGAGUUUUAGUCUCAAAGUGACCUCAUCCACCACCAUAUACUGCAACACACUUUGUUCAGUUCCACUGAAAUACUCAAACACAAAAGCAUAGUCCAACAUUGAGCUUGUAUUUCUUGACAAAAAAUAGAGCAUUAAAGCUCAAAAGCAGUGAUAACCAAACUGAAUAGAAAUAUGUUUCUAACGAUGGAGGAAUGGGAAUCUCUGCUAUGCAGUCACAGCCUGAGCUACACUCUUAGCAAAAAAUGUGCUGUCUAGAACCUAAAGGGUUCUUCGGCUGUCCCCAUAGGAGAACCCUUUGAAGAACCCUUGUUGGUUCCAGGUAGAACCCUUUUGGUUCCAAGUAGAACCGUUUUGGGUUCCAUGUAGAACCCUUUCCACAGAGGGUUCUACCUGGAACCAAAAGGGGUUGUGCCUGGAACCAAAAAAAUGGGUUCUCCUCUGGGGGCAGCCGAAGAACCCCUUUUGAACCCUUUUUCUAGGAGCGUAUAGGAGAGCUAUGGGAGACCUUCAGCAUUAGCUGCAUUUCUCCCUUCAAUUCCAGGCUAUUAGCUGAGCAGUGUUCCCGGCUGAGUUUAUGUAUGCUGUUCUUUUCAAAACAAUCCUAGCAACUAAAGACCAAUUAUGUGUGUGUGUUUGCGAGCGUGUGAUGAUUACCCCAUCACUCUCGGUUUUACUUGGAGAAUAGACUGACCUACAACCUACAGUAGCGGGUAAGAAACAGUAUGCAGCCGUGAUGGGAAGGGGGUAAAGGGGAGGGCAGAGGCAGUAGUUGGCAGUGCCAGCUUGUGUUCCACCCUAACCCCCCCCAACCCCCUCACUCAGACAUCUGUGCCCUUCAGACCGGCUGGUGGAAGGGUAGUGUGUGGGCACGCAGGGAUGUUAGAGCGCAACAGAUGCCCUUACACACACACAUACACACUCACACAGGUACUCAAGCCACCACACCACCCUACACACCACCCUGCUAACGGGCACCAGGUUAAACAUUAGCAUUCUGCUGUGGUUAGCGCGUUAGCGAUGAGUGGAGGUGAGCACUGGAGAGACACAGUAUUAUAGAGACCUCUUCACUGGAAUGUCACUUCUACAUCUACCACACGCACACACUCACACACAUACACACACACACACACACACACACACUUAAAACACAAAGUUUAGACUCACACACACACACACUUUGAACACCUCCAUUAGUUUAGACAGUCACACACUGCGACACACACUUCUUUUGACACACACAUACACACACACACACACAUCAAGGUCACCGACUUGUCAGUGAUACACAUCGGCUGCAGAUCAAGACUGGUACACAGUGCUGUUCCCCUAUUUCCUGUCUCUGCAGCUUCACAGAUGACGUAUCUUCCUCACACUGCGCUCCACUCCACCGCUCUGUGUGUGUGUGUGUGUGUGUGUGUGUGUGUGUGUGUGUGUGUGUGUGUGUGUGUGUGUGUGCGUGCGUGCGUGUGUUUGUGUGUGUUCAAUCUCACACUAGUGUUUCUGCAUUAGUGCGUGGUUUCCAGAUUUGCGUGAUAUCCCCCUUUUUGGCCAAAGGCGUUCUCGUGGCCAGAGCCAUCUGCCACCCAAACUGUAAUUUAAUUUCACUUAUCUUUUUUAUGAAGCACAAGUCUAAUAUAGCAAGCUCAUUAAAUCAGUGUGAUAUUUCAUUUCAUGCCAGUCGCGUUUUCGCUGGCGCUCGAUUCGCUCGACUCUGUAUCCCAUAGACACUCUCUUGAUACACAGACACACACACACACAUACACACACACACACACACACACACUCAUGUAGAGGGCUUAGAAGUCAGCAGAGAUGAGACAUGGAGAACUGGUAUGAGCUGGUUUUGAAGUUUGUCUGUGGCAGGGAUGUUUCUAUGGGUCUGGGUAUUACUGUAUGCCUGUUUCCAAAUCUAUUUCUAUCUCCAGUCCUUGAGGGCCACUGUGUAUUCUUGUUUUCAUCCUAAUUACUUUUUAAUAACAGUACUUUUUAAUUCGAUCUGGGCGACUAGGAGUGUUAAAUCGUUUGCUUAUUAAUGAAACAAAUCAAUCUCAUCAUGAUCAUAAAUUCCACUCUUUUGAAUUUCAUUCCCUCCGUUCUGGCGCUCGUACAAUCUGUCGGAAGAUGACUAGAGGAGGAGGAGGUGGUGGUGCGUGCCAGUGUUGUUGUUUAGCAUCCUGCCGGCCGCUGACUGUGACUUUUAGCACAUGAUUAGACAGUGACUCAGGCAUCACACACAGGACAGAGAGAGAGGGAGAGGGAGGAUGAGAGGAGGGAAAGAGGGGUGGCAGAUGGAGAGGGAGACUAUUCUCUAAGAGAGAGAGAGAUAGAGAGAGAGAGAUAGAGAGAUAGAUAGAUGAGAGAGAGGAGAUAAGAGAGAGGAGAUCAUCUAUCGCAUCGAGCUAUCUUCUCGCUCUCCUCUAGUUAGAGCGCUAGCAGAUAGACUCGCUCAGCUAUUCAUAGCGAGCCCCGCCCAUGCUUACGAUCCGCCUUCUCCACACGACCUCGCUCGAAGGAUAGAAUACUAGGGAGGUAAAACAGCCUCCAGGAACUUAAUGAGGUGUGCCCCGCUGAGUGGAGAAAGGGCUGUUAAUCACUUCCACAACAGUUCAGACUGACACACAGACACUCAUCGAGACACACUGCUCACACACACACACACUCUCUUCUCUCUCACACACACACACACACACACACACUCUCACUAUCACACAUACACACACAUACACACUCACACACACACACACUCUGUUUCACAUAUACACACACACUCACACACACAAACUCACCACUCUCAUAAGCUCAUUAUGUAAAAGCCAGUGAAAGUUUGUCUCAUUGUGUCUAUCUGGGGCAGAGGGGCUUUUCAUGCUGUGUUAGCUCAUCAGGAUUAUUCUGCACAGUACCUCUCUGACAUGACUGACUCUGUUUGCGUCCCAAAUGGUGCCCUAUUCCCUACAAAGUGCACUACUUUUGACCAGGGCCUAUAGGGCUCUGGUCACAAGUAGUGCACUAUGUAGGGAAUAGGGAGCCAUUUGGAAUGUGGCCUCUGUCUAAUACACAGUAGGGAUGCACAUGUGUUCUGUCUUUGAUUCCAUAGUGUAUUAUUACAGAAACAUAUUUUAUUACAGCGAGAGUCGGAUGUAUGAUUAACGGUAAUGUAGGCAGAUGUCUAUGGAACACUAGAGAUUCUCUGGAAAAUAUUUGAUUGAUUGAGGAUGACCAUGUGCUCUUGUGUGUCUGAUGCUAAUUACUGUAUUAUUACAGCUACAGUUGGAUUCUGAACUGAUAUAAAUGUUUUCUUGAUUUCUAGGAGGCAGGGUUGGGGUCAAUUUAAUUCAAUUCAACCCAGGAAUUGAAAUUCGAAUUUGAAUUGGACACACCCCACCGAAAGCAGAAUUUAAAUUAUAUUUUAAUGAAAGGAAGUAAAAUUUAAUUCAAAGCAAUUCAAAGAAAUUCAACUGAAAGUGAAACAUGAAAAGUCAUUCCUUUGACACGUUUUACCAAAAGAAUCUGUCAAUUAAUACAUAAGAAAUACAGAUACCAUUUAAAAUAUCAAAUUGAUUAUCACUCAUAUAUGUCAAACAGUAUUUUAUUUAUUUAUAUUUGUCAUGAGAUAUUAGGUUGUUCCCUUCCAUUCUGGAGUGUUUGGUUUGAUCUAAUGCAUUCUGGGAAAUGUACUUUUUCUGUUUAGUUUUUUAUAACCUGUUAGUGAAAUAUGAAUUAGGAGAAUGAAAUGUUUCAAUCAUAUGUUAAACAUAGUAUUGGUUACCAUACAUUAUGUCAAAAUUAACAUUGUAUAGUGUUGUGUUCACAUAAAUAAUUUCCAUUUGAAUAGCCAAAAUCCAUUUGAAUUUUAUUGAAUAAAGAUUAUAAUUCCUGUGGGGUGUGGUCAAUUCAAAUUCAAUUCAAAUUCUGCUUCCUGUGGGGUUUGGUCAAUUCAAAUUAAAUUCAAAUUCUACAAUUGAAAUGGAAUUAAAGGACAAUUUGCAACUCAAUGGCGAAGGUGCAUAAAGAUGUUGAAAUUCAGAUAUAAUUCAGGUGCUACCACUAUCCAUAGAGUUUUUUAACGACGGCGCGCUACAUAGUUCAAUGUGCCAAUAAAUCAGCACUAUCUACUUUUAGCGUUUUUUCAAAUUGCCUGCUUCUUGGAGCUUAAAUUGGGACCAUGUAUACUGCGCUAAUGAUGAUACAAAAAAAGAGUAACUAAGAGCAAUGUACAAUACGGCAAAAUUUGCAAACAAGGCAUUUGUGGUAAGUACAUAGGGGCCACCAUCUGCAUGGCACUUCCGCUAUUCAUAAUUGACCCCAACCCUGCUAGGAGGAUGAACAUGUGUUCAUGUCUGAUACUUAGAGAACCAUGUCUACUGUAUUAUUAAGGCUAGUUGGAUGGCUGAUGAUCACUAAAGCUCUCUCUCAAGUAACCCCAAAAGUACACGUUUGUUGUAACCCCAGACAAACUCACCUGAUUCAACUCAUUGCGGGCUUGAUGAUUAGUUGAAAAGUGUAAUCAGGUGUGCUUGUCCCGGGCUACAACAACGUGUGCUGUUGGGGGUACUGGAGGAGUUGGGAAACACUGGUCUAAUGUAUGCAGAUGUUCAGUGUCUAUUCUGUGUAUCGCAAUGACUGACUGGCGACGUCUAGUACACUGGGAGAUUGAACACGUGUUCAUGUCUGAUACUUAUAAAAACCCGUAUUAUAGCUGGAGUUGGAUGUUUGACGUCUGAUGAGCACUAAAGCUCUGUUAAUGAUGACAACGUGAUGAUAUGUAAUGUAUGCAGAUGAUCAGCGUCUAUUUUGUGUACAUUAUGCACCAUUAUGGAAAUUCUCCAACUGUAACAUGUAGGCUUUACCACUGAUCUCUCCUACACAGUAUUUUUUAUUCAUUAUCUUUAUGUAUUAUCUCAGGAUGUAUUAUUCUACUUUAAGAAAACAAAAAAUUAUGAUGUAAAUAAACAUAAAUAAACAUUUAUAUUUUCCCCCAGAUCCUGGUGCACGUGGGCUUCCUGACAGAGGAGUCAGGGGAUGUGUUCAGCCCCAAGGUCCUGAAGGGUGGUCCCCUGGGGGAGAUGGUCCAGUGGGCAGACAUCCUCACAGCCCUCCAUGUCCUGGGACACAACCUCAAGAUCUCCAUGUCUCUUAAAGAACUGCAGGGGUGAGUCAGCAUAUAAACUUUGUUUUGGCUGUUUCUUGAUUUGAUCAUCUUUUGAUUGAUUGGAUUUGUUUGGGUGUUUUAUUGUGUGGUGGAUUGGAAGCGGCUUCAUUGAUCUGACCACAGACAUUUUGUGCCAUUUUGAUGAGUCAACUAUUGGCCAAUACACAGUGUGGCAAUUAGCAGGUGCUUUUAUCCAAAGCGACUAACAGAUCCUCCAAGGUGAUGGUGUUAAAAAGCACUUUGUGAUCAAUAGACAGACGGUGAUCAUUUGUAUUUGAUUGCUGUCCAUUAUAGCACUUUGACCUAUCCCUCAUGUUGAUCCAUAGAAUUACAAUGGGAACACUUACAGUGCCUAUAGAAAGUCUACACCCCCUUCAACUUUCACAUUUUGCUGCCUUAAAAUUGAAUCUAAAAAGGGAUUCAAAUAGAUUUUCAAAGUGAAAGAAAGUUAUAGAAAAUUGCCCAACUAAAACAAAAACAAAAACUGAAAUAUCUUAAUUGGGAUAAGUCUCUACCCCCUGAGUUAAUACUUGAAUCAUUUUCAUUAAGGAUCUACCAUCUUUGCACAACUCUUAGGGCAACAUAUAUACAUAGUUUCUGUCAAAAUUGCUCAGACUCAGCAAAUUUGUUUGGGGAUCAUUGAUGGACAGCGAUAUUUCAACCUUGUCUCAGAUUUUUUUAACGCAGAUUUAAGUCAGGACUGAGACUAGACCAGUCAGGAACACUCAACAGCUCUUGGACAGCCAAUUGGGUGUGUCUUUUGCAUAAACAUUUGUGUAAUUGUCCCACAGAAAAAUACAACCCUAUCCCAGGGUUAGGUUUUCAGAAGACUGAGGUGGGUUCUCCUCAAACGUUUUACCUGGGCUUUGCUCCUUUCAUAUUUCUUUUGAUCCUAACAAACUCCCGAGUCCCUGUCAGAAAAGUUUCUAUAACUUUCUUUCACUUUGAAAAUGUGGAGUAAGUUGUGUAGAUCUGUAGGAACAAAAAUCGAAUUGAAUCCCUUUUAGAUUCAAUUUUAAGGCAGGAAAAUGUGAAAAGAAAGUGAAAGGGGUUGUAGACUUUCUAUAGGCACUGUAUUUUAGAUAAAGGACCAAUUUUCAGGUAGAAAGCUGUAGAAAGCAAGUGAAUUAUCACUUGGCCAUUAAACAGUUAAUAUAUUUUUAACCACAUCAAUAUACCUGCUCUACCUCCCCAGUUAACCCAAUACAUCAGCCGAUCAGAACCACAGACCUGGGCUGUGUCUCAAUCGACAAGGAUGCUGCCUUUUGAGGCAGCAUUUCUAGGCAGGACGUCAAAAUUGGUAUGUCCCAAUCCCAAGGUACCUUAAAAUGCUGCUUUCUAAGGUGCCUUCAUUGGGCGGUUUUGAAGGCAACAUCCCAUGUGUCCUUCGCUGGGGAGGCUAUCUCAUAACCCCUUGCGGCGCAUCGAAAAUUCAAAACAAUUCUGAAUUAAUGGUGGACACAAGUCCCCGCUUGGGAGAAGAUGUCCCAGAAGAAUAAGGAAUAACUUGGCGAAAUGUAAGUAUAACGUUGAUUUAUUCACAAAAUUAUGUUAAAAUGUUCAACAAAUUACUUUCAUAUGAAUUUUGAAUUCAAAUGUUGAGUAACUGUUGUUUAUCAGCCCGUUGCAAAGCUAGCUAGCUAGCUAGCUAACACAUCAUACGUGAUAGCUAGCUAACGUUAGGAGGUGAUCUCGUCCUGCUUAUUGGCUUUUUAGAGAUGCACAACUAAACUAACUAGGCCUAAUCGUAGAUUCAACAAUGUGUCAAUUGUGAAGACCCGGACUGUUUAUAAAUCAAUUAAUUGGUGAACUUUCUAGCCAGCUAAAAACAUGCAGCAAAUUUGUUUUCAGGGACUAAAGUGAGCACCUGAUCGCGUAUUACUCCAUUGCAUAGGCUUGGCAGGAGAAAACAGUCCUGCCUGACUUAAUUGGAGGUCAAUUUUUUUUUUUACAACAUCUGCAUACAGCCAGCUGUGUUCUGUUCAUUCUAGGCUUGCUAGCCAGCCAAGUUAUUUGUGCAUUCUGGUGAUGAGUCUGUUUAGCAAGUUUGCUUGCUAGCUAGCUGCAUGCAGUGUCUGUUUACCUAACAUUAACGUGAGCUAACUUUCUCUUGUCACUUUCCCUUCCCCUAUUGUUGCACAUUGGGUUUGUUGUUACUAGUUAAAAUGAUAGGCUAAGUUAUUCUACUCUUACUGUAAACAACUGAACAAGCCUAAAAAUAUGCAAAACUGUUAACCAAACGAUUGCACAUUAAUAAAGGUAGUUGUGGCUUCAGUGACUUGAACCAGCUGAAAUUUGAGUAGUGAGGUUCAUUUCUCCCCCCUUGUCUCUGCUUGUUCCAGCUUGAAGGACAUCUCACCCUGACACCCUGCAGAUGUAAAUAACUUGUUGGGAACAUCCCAGCCACCAGGAUAAUCACCAUAUCCCAGGAUUUUAUUAAGGAGUGUGCAACAUCACAAUGUUAGAUAGAAAUAGAUUCACCCAUGUUAUUGUUUAUCAGCACAGAUACAGGAAAACCAAUGGCUACAAUGUAAACAAACGUCUCGCGCUCGGUGGAAUGUGAAUGCGUUGUCACAUGAUGCAGCCUUCGACGCCCGUCCCAAAUGGCAGUAACAGUACAUUCUGGAAAAGUGCUACCUACUAAGGUAGGUGCCUUUGGAGGCAGAUAGGCAGCAGGCAGCUGCCUUUGGAUUGGGACACAGCCCUGCAGUCUUCUUAUUGAGUUAUUUAGUGACCCCAUCGAUCGCCAUCAACCUCCUCUCCAGUCUCCUGUCAAUGGUGCAAUGCUGUGUCUCUUUCCGCUCCCCUCGUCCAGUCAGCACCUCUUCAUGUAUCCCCUUUUUGUGCUGAUGGAUACAGUAGUCGCCGUCUCCUUGCGGUCUCCGGGUGGACUAGAUGUAAAUCUGUCUCAUUGGUUAAGACGCUCCAGGGCCGGUGUCCUGUGUUUGGCUACUAAAAGCAGGGCUAAAGACUCUGUAAAUCACAAGAGAUCGUCAAACACCGCCAGCCAGAGUUAG